This is a messenger RNA of Phytophthora nicotianae INRA-310, 1129 nucleotides long. RefSeq lists its product as hypothetical. The record is from RefSeq and is a predicted model, not a curated record. Lineage: Eukaryota; Oomycota; Peronosporomycetes; Peronosporales; Peronosporaceae. Bases 342 to 944 code for a protein of 200 amino acids. The transcript has a single exon.
AAGCGACUUAUGGGGCUGACGACCAGGUCUCCGCACUUGAGCGUGUUGCCUCAGAUGGGAAACGCUCUGACUCGUUCCGAUGCUUCAUGCCGACUGCGGCGACUGCGUCGGAGCUCGUCGAUGACCGAGUUGCCUCUAAACUACCACCCGGCCCAUCGCUUCUCGACAGAACAUCGUCCUCUCCCCGUCCCGAAGAAUUUGGCUCGCAAUCUGUCAAACGAAGCGAAGCGUCUUCAGAUCAGUCCAGCGAGCGUACGUCAGACCUCACAACCGAAAUUCUUCAUUGAGAGAAAAGGAAACUCCCGCCAGCUCAGACUAAGAACAACCAGUAACCUGUAACCAUGCGAGCACCAACUAACAACCCGAGGAUCUCCCCGCAAUGCGCCACCAUGAGCACCGCCACGUGCACGACCAGCACCAGCGGCAGUCACCACGACAGCAGCAUCUACGCGCGUGCGUGGCGGUUCGUGCAGCGUCGGCUGCAUCUCCGUCCACGAGCAUGUUCGUGUCCUGCAGACAUGGAGAACCGAGCGACUACGAAGACAGUAGAGACGCCAGAGGCUUCAAGUGUCGCGACCAAUAGCAACAGCUACUGCUGUGACUGGCAGCGCGUAUACAUGCUCAAGGAACUCGAGGAAGCUGGCGCUCGAGCACAAUGGCGACGACAGCGACAGUACCAGGAAUGCAUCAAGGAGACGGCAGAGUGGACACCCACAGACAUUCCGGCGUUCAGGACUCAAGCCCAGCGCAAGACCGCGCAGGUGACGUGCCAUAACUGCGGGCUGCUGUUCUUCCGCCCGCUGUCUGUAGCGUCGGACACAAGCGCGUUCUGCGGUCGCGACUGCCAGAGCACAUACGAAUACCGUCGAGAUCUACAAGACACUGUGAACGCGUGCGAGACGUUCCAGUCCACAGCCAACUGGACACGGAGCAGCGAGCUGUAGCAGACACAAGAGACAUACGACACUUUGAUCCAGUGUAGUGUAGAACCGAUUAUUUAUUCCAUGCAGAAGAAGUAAAGCGCAUUAAGAACAGUUGAUAUACAAGCAAACUGUUGCCUCUACACAGUCAACGACUCGAAGUGCAGUCGGUCAUCCUGCAGUGAGAUGGCCGUAGGUUUGUGCAGCUG